This is a messenger RNA of Coniophora puteana RWD-64-598 SS2, 1410 nucleotides long. RefSeq lists its product as uncharacterized. The coding region runs from base 1 to 1410 and encodes 469 amino acids. The record is from RefSeq and is a predicted model, not a curated record. The transcript has 15 exons. NCBI's taxonomy places the organism in Eukaryota, Fungi, Basidiomycota, Agaricomycetes, Boletales, Coniophoraceae.
AUGAACAAAACUGUCGCCGACAUGACCUUCUCUUGCUUUGCGACCGGUAACCAGAUGGUCAAGUGUGACCCUAGGGAGGGCAAGUAUGUCCCCUGUUCAGUGCUCCCAACAUCUCAUUGGCUUCCACCCCCUGGUUUGUCCACCAGUACACAGCUAUCCUGUUUCCUCCUUGUGCAUCAAGAGUGGUUGAAAUUGGGAAAUAUGGUGUAUGGACGGGCGGGGCAAACGUCCAAUUAUGUGCGUUCGGUUGGCGUUAAGACACAUCCGAACCAUCUGGCUAGCAUCUGGGCCACGGGCGAAGCAUCAGAAUCAGUUACGUGCCGUCUGGAUGGCAUCUUGACAACCGUGGCUACAAUCGUGAUGAUUCCGCUACCCGUUUUGACGCGUUGCCAAUGCGGCAAGCGUCAAAACCCAUCCAGACCCGAUCUCAGGCUUGCUUGGUGCAUCCCAUCAACAUUUGGAAAGAGGCAACACCACUGUCAAGCAGUGAUAUGCUGGAUACAGAGCAGGCAUGACUUGUUAGAUUAUCUGUCUGCAAAUACUGAGGAUAUUGCCAUGUAUGAUGGGAAAAUGACUAAUACUUUGCCACCCUGUUCUCUGCCUGAUGUACUGGCCACCUCUCCACUGUCCCCUGAUAACCUAGAUGCAUCCCUAGCAUGCAAUCCUCCUGAGACUGAAAUUUUUUUUGCUUCAUCAUCAGCCUUGCAGUCUGCUCCACCACUUGACCUUGAGUGUUUCAACAUCUCCAAUCCAAACAGGGAGCUGACCAAGGUUAAAAACAAUGCUAUUAAGUUGUACAGCCUCAUUUUUGCAACAGCUCUGAGCACAAGACAGCAGCUUGAGCAUGGCAGUGCAGAAGCAUCCAAUCAAGUUACUCAAGCGCUUACUGAAGACCAUCGCAAUGCACGUGGCAGUGACAUCAGAGGCAUCAAAGACAAAAUUGCCCUGUGGUACUCCUUUGAAGGCAUGAACCUGGCUGCCUUCACAAAUGUGUAUCACACCCUUGGAUUCCAGUCUGCAGUGACUGCAGCACUUCUCUGCCCCAUCACGUAUGACUGGAACAACCCCAACACUGCUAUUGGGGGUCAAGGGGACUCAAACACGUGCCAGAGCAAUGCAGCUCUGCACAACAUCAGGACAUUUAGCUGGGUGUCUGUGGCCUAUGUUACUACCCUGGUCCAUUUUGUCCUCUUAUCAAUCAAUAAGAGGGGCAAGCAAAGCUCUGGCUCUGCCCAUGAACUCUCCUAUAACCCAAUCUUGCAUGUCAUCAAUGGCAAUGGUAUUGAUGUUAUCUGGCACAAUAUGUUCUGUGAAUGGUGGCAGCGUUGUAUCUUUGGUAACAACAAUGUCAACAACAAAAAGAGUGGUGCUGGGCCUGUGCUAGCAGCACUGCACAGCCAGUAUAAUUAG